Molecule: messenger RNA, 4297 nt
Organism: Astyanax mexicanus (Mexican tetra)
Lineage: Eukaryota; Metazoa; Chordata; Actinopteri; Characiformes; Acestrorhamphidae
Exons: 12
Coding region: 673-3456 (927 amino acids)
Molecular function (GO): catalytic activity
Source: RefSeq, a predicted model, not a curated record
CCACAUCUUUAUUUAAUAUAAGGAGCUUUUUUCUCUUUGAAAUGUGACUGAUUCAAAGAGGAGGUGGUGGUUGUGGGAUGUGGGAUAUGGAACUUCAUCGAGGGACAUGAGAGUUAGAGAAUGUAUUUAUUGGACUUUAAGGACAUGUAUAAAAAAAUACCAGCCUUUGAUGGUAAAAACUAUCAUCCGAAUGUCCCUGUGCUGAAGAAAUGCGGUUCUGGCUGAGUAAUGAAUCAUGUUAUGCAAGGACAUUUUGUAUUUAACAUUUUGUGUUUCUGUUGGCAAGGUUUGGUAGAGCAUGCCCCUGCAUGCUUUGUUACUAGAAAAGCUGGUUGCUGCCCUCCAGACCCAGAGUUGUUUUUGUUUUGGAUCCACAGACAUUUUAGAGGUCCAGAAUUUCUACAGUAAACCCCAGCUGUACCUGUAUCACCAUUCAAAGCUAAGGACAAAGGCCAGUGGAAUUCCGUCAGACACUUCGAACACUAAUAAAGAAAGGACUGUGUAACAGGGUGGAGCUCACUUUUAGGAAUACAAUUAUCCAUGAAUUGAAAGUGAUCGAGAUUCAGAGUAAACGAAACAACUUUACAUAUAGAACUUGUGGAGCAGUUGUUACACAACACAAAAGGGGAAGAAAAUAGGAUGGCAGACAAGCAUUAGUGAUCAGUUACUUCAAUGGCAACAGCAAAGACAAUUAAGUUUGUCACCUGGAAUAUCAAUGGACUUAAGCAAAAGAAGUGUAAAGAACUGUAUGAUGCUGAUGUUGUUUUCCUACAAGAAACUCACAUUGGUCAAAACAAUAACUGCAGGUUAGAUGUUGGAGAUGAAUGGAACUUUUAUUACACUCAGUACACUUCAUCUCGAAAAGGAUCAGCGAUACUAGUGAGAAAAACACUAGAUUUUAAAAGUAUCAGUGUUGAAAAGGACAUUAAUGGAUCUUAUCUUGUACUGAAAUGUAAACUAGGAGAUCAACUUUACACGCUUGUCAGUGUUUAUAACCAUCAUGCAGAUGUGAAAACCCUGGAUACAUUAACACUGUAUCUGCAGCAUAUGGCCACAGGAAUGCUUGUAAUUGGAGGAGAUUUCAACACGGUGCUUAAUCCCUUCAUUGACAAGAAAACUCAAUCCAAACCCGGCAAAGUGACAAACAACAGAUCACAUGACAAGCUCCGAGGUUGUGUUGAAAAAUUCAUGAAAUCUCUUCAACUGGUAGACGUCUGGAGGAGAAUGAACCCAGCAACACGGGAAUACACAUUCAACAAAAACAACAUAAAGUCAAGGCUCGAUUAUUUCUUCAUACCAGAAGAAUGUAUGUGGCGCAUUGAAACCUGUGAAAUAAACAACUUGCAGAGGCCUGACCACCAGCCCCUGAGCCUGCAGGUCAAUAACGUUGCUGUGAUUUCUUACAAGAAAGAUGUAGAAAUACACUACAUUGGCCAACUGCUGCAUCAUAAAAGGGGAUUUGGUAUAGUGGAAGCUGAUUUGUCUUUAAAUGAAAACAACAAAUGUGUGAUGAACGAGAUUGAUCUUGUGACAGCUAUUCAAUCUCUGCAAGUAUCAGACACCCCCAGACCAGACGGCAUUCCAGUUUCUUUCUACAAGGAAGUAAUUCAAGAUCUGAUUCCAUAUCUAAAGGUCCUCUACAGCAGGAUGCUCAGUGAUUCAUUUGAUUUCCAGAAAACUCACUUCUGUGAAUCUGUUCAAAAUCCUCACAGUGAUGGGCAACGCUUCUUUAAUGUUGACUAUCUCAUCAUUGCAACAAUUCUAGCAAGGCGCUUAGAAGACCACCUGGAGUCUCAGUACAAGGGACAUAAGCCAAAGGGUUUAGCUGCUUUUGGGAUAGCUUUCAAAAGUCCAUGCCCACAAGUCAAGUGGUGCUACAUCAAAAAGGCUUUAGAGGAACAGAAACGAUUCACAGAAGCAAAAAACAAUUCUGCCUCGUGUCAAGAUUUUGUAAUCAUGGAAAACCUCCUUAGAAAUGCAGAGGAUUUUGAUUCUGAUGGAAACACCUCAGCAUUUUCAUCAGAGAAAUGCAAGAAGCUCUGUCAAGGCUGCCCUCUAACUCCAGUGCUCAUGACCCUUAUUUUGAAGAGCAUUUCUUCAAAUCUGUUUGGGCAUUCAGAGCAGCAUAAAAUCCUUGUUUUCAAGCAGAGUGUGAUUGUCUGCGUUCCAACUGAGGAUCAGGACAAAGUAAAAGCAUCACUGAUGAAUCGUUUGAAUGACCUUCAAAGGACGGACACUGUGGUACAGCCAAAAGAAAAUGAGGUCGAAAAUUGGGAUGUUGAGUUUGAAGAGGGAGAAGAGACUCUGGUCAAUAGUGAAGAGGAGGAUGACGAAAGCUAUUUUGAGCAGGAAGAAUGUGAGGAGAGUGACCAUGAAGAGGAUGAUGAGAGUGAGGUGGAGAAUGAUCUCCAAGAGAAGGGUUCAACGUUUCACUAUAGGCAAACCAUGUAUGCGGUGGUUACCUUAAAACCCUCUGCGGAAGUGGUGGUGGUAGCAAAAACCUGGCUAACUGAGGAUAAACAACAGUCCCACUGGCCACCAUUUAAAUCACCUGAAAGCAUCACACAAGCUGUUAUCGACAGCCGUGUACCGGUGACACAAGGGAAGCUGUGGGAAAAAGUAGAUGUGACUGUGCAAGGAGAAUUUGACACCUAUGAUGUUGCAAAGAAAAUCCAACAAUUGCUUAGAAGCCAAGAAGUUCCAAAGAAAAAAAUCCCUCCUUCACCACAACCUGGACCAUCACCUCUAAAAAGAAAAAAGCUAUUUACAGAGAAAAAGUUGCAGCCCGGCCCAUCCCAGUCAGCUGUAACCUCUCAUUUACAUCCAGCUGCACCAAGUACCCAGUUGGGACCAAAACCAAAUGAGACAGACAAUAUCAUGAAACUGCUGAGAGAAAUCAACAGCAAGGUCCAAAAGAAUUCUGACAUGUUAGGAGUAUUACUGAAGAGAGUGGACCAGCCUGGACGGAGCAUGCUGUCAAAAACAUUCAAGCCCAAACUGCCUCUUACCAGCCUUGAAGAAGUCAACAGAGUUGAAGAGGAACUCAAAGAUGACACAAAUAUGCAAAACUAUGUACAACAUCUUAGGACACUUGGAGGCACUGGUAACAAAAAGAUCAUCAGGACAAUCAUGCAGGCAGUCAUGACAGAAGAUCUUGCUGAGGCAUUCAGUUGGAAAAAGGGAAGACAAAAUAAAAAGGCAAUGUCUGUCUUGACAUUAAGUAGAGUAAUCAAAGAAGCUGCAUUGUAUCGUGGGAUAGAUCAUACUGACACAGAAAGAGAAAUUAUGAAAUGGCUGAGAUUCGUUGCAGACCGGAAUAAUCGGAAGAAAUUGAAGGAUCUGAGAGAUUUUAAAGAUGGAAACCAAACAGUAACUUCUGGUACAGCCCCAGAUUAUAUCUGUGAUUCCCGGGCAAGCGGAAGCCCCUUAUUAUAUAACCUUUUUGAUGACGUGUAAUUUCAGUCGGUCUUUACCUUUAAAUUUUAAAGUUGUUGGCAACAAUAAAUAGCGUUUGUAGCUCAAUGACACAUGCAGAAAAUGUCUUAAAGUUUGAUUACUCUUUACUGCAGUUGUUGCAGUCCUUCUAUAGGUAAGCCAAGCAGUAGAAAAUAUCAGAUAUAAUAAAAUGCUGUUUUAAAAAUACACUAAACCCUAAAUCGUUUUAUUAAUAGCUGAAAUGUGUUCCUUUUGAAGUUGUGUAAUAUUUUUUUAUAAACCUUUUUCUAACCUUUAAAUUAUGCUUUUAUUAUGGUCAUUUCCGCCUCUGCAGCGCCCUCGCAGGUUCAACUGAGCUAUGAGCAAGCAUGAUGUGUCUGUGUACUUUGGUACGUGCACACUUACAAUAUGCAAAUCAGUCAAUCAGUUAUACCACACCUCUGGUGAUGUCUAACCAGCUUCGCCUAUCCUCUAUCAGAGACAGACUGCUCAGCCAAAUCAGCUCCCCCUUGCGCCCUGCCUCUAAACCAAAACAUCACCCAGUGAUCCUACUACUCCCAUUUUUUGAGGAGUUGAGGGCGAGGUUAUCUAAAAUCAGGGGGUUUAUUUACCAUUUAACAUAUCAUGCUAAGCUCAUACUUGUUGAACCAUGAUGUGAACACAGGUUUGGGCAGAUUUUUACUAGUCUAUGCUAUGCUGGGGUUUAGAGUUUAGAGUGUUUGUGUUGAUUUAAGCUCUUAAUAUAUAAAAGACAUGACUGUUUUUGAGAGUUUAUUUAAUCUACCUAUAUUGUGAUGUAUUGUGAUUUGUCAAAUGAUUGUACACAAAUGAUUUGAUGUAAAUAAAGCAAGCCUUAUCAUCA